CUUAGAUUUAUGUCACCUUGUGUGUGAUGGCUCUGGUUUGAACAGAUUUUAUCAGAAAGAUAGCAAGGUUUAUCCAGACUGAAAAGGAAGACAUAGACAUUAGUGACAACUGUGCUACAUGUGUAAACCUUUAAGUAAAGUCAAGUCAGUUUUAUUUAUUUAGUGCCAAACCACAACAGAAGUAAUCACAGGACACUUUUCACAUAGAGCAGGUCUAGACCUAACAUUACCCCAUGAGCAAGCACUUGGCGACAGUGGCAAGGAAAAACUCCUUGGGAGGGGGAGAGGGGAGAGAGAGAGCAGGAAGAAGGUGAGCAUGGCACAAUGCAAGUCCCACAUUGAGAUGUAUAGUAAUAAUAAUCAUGAUGAUGAUAAUAAUAAUAAGACUAAUACUAAUAAUCUUAACUUAUGUAAACAUCUUAACUUAUGUAUUUCCAUUUCUGUAUCUCUUCUAGACCAUACAAUAAUAAGACUAAUACUAAUAAUUGUAGCAGUGGGUGUUGAGCAGGAUCAGGGGGGCAGUGGGUGGCUUGCAAUCACAGAUCCAGAUUCUACAGCUCUGGAGGCAGAAAUACCUGCAGAAAGCAACAGCAGGAAAGAGAUGAGAAAGCACAAAACUACUGGAGAGAGAAGAUGCCGAAUCACCACUUUGGAGAAGAUCCUACCAGUGGAAGAAGACAUGUCAAGUCCACAAGCCUGGAGAAUACAGACAGUCAGCUGUCCAGGACCACACACACAAAUACAGCUCGUAUUUUUACACCCACUACUACAAAUACCAAGUUACUGGACUGUACAAAGCCGGUGGUUGAGACUGUGCAGCCAGUGGAGCCAGAGGUGGAUGUAAUCAAGAAGGAAAGGCUGGAAGAGGAGCAGACAAGCUGCAGUGUGGUGGACCAUCAGACAGCCCCGAGUAGCAGCAGAGCAAAGGCUUGCCCAGCAGCACAGAACGAGUGUUCAGCUGCCAACAGUGCUCAGCUCUUCUCCAGCUCCAGAGACCUGGUGGUACACCAGCGUUCGCACGGCAGGGAGGGGAUCUUUCACUGCCACCUCUGUAAGAAGCCCUUCAUCCACCCACACCAGCUCAAAACCCACCAGCGGGUUCACACUGGGGAGAAACCAUUCAGCUGCACUCAGUGUGGCAAGCGCUUCUCCCAGUCCAGCCACAUCAAGAGACACAUGAGCGUCCACACGGGGGAGAAGCGCUAUAGCUGCAGCCUGUGCAGGAAGCGCUUCUCACAGGCCUGCAGCCUCAAGGUCCAUCAGGCAGUCCACACUGGAGAGAGACCCUACAGCUGCACCAAGUGUGGAAAGAACUUCUCUGUGCUGGGAAACCUGGUCCGCCACCAGAGCGUUCAUAUCAGCAAGUGAAGAAACAAAAACAGCAGCCACAGCAUGCUGCUGUUGUGGAUGUUUUAGUAGAUGUUUUGGUCAGUAUUGCUGCUAGAAAGUAUUUAACAGACUGAAUAUUGUCCUGUGUUGGUAUAUAUGUAUCCUUGUGUUUACAAUAAAACAUGAAAAAGUGGCCUUUUAGUCAUAUUUGAUUACGCCAGUGAGACUGAAUACAUUUACUUUGUGAAUGUGGAGUGCUGCAUGUUUAUAUAUUUUUUCCAACUUUACUGGAGACAGAACAGUGACAGAACAUCCUGAAACAGAA
Messenger RNA from Thunnus maccoyii (southern bluefin tuna), 1654 nucleotides. Its product is annotated as zinc finger protein 271-like. NCBI's taxonomy places the organism in Eukaryota, Metazoa, Chordata, Actinopteri, Scombriformes, Scombridae. The transcript has 5 exons. The record is from RefSeq and is a predicted model, not a curated record. Gene Ontology annotation, biological process: regulation of transcription by RNA polymerase II. The coding region runs from base 634 to 1368 and encodes 244 amino acids. Gene Ontology annotation, molecular function: DNA-binding transcription factor activity, RNA polymerase II-specific; RNA polymerase II cis-regulatory region sequence-specific DNA binding.